Molecule: messenger RNA, 747 nt
Organism: Glarea lozoyensis ATCC 20868
Lineage: Eukaryota; Fungi; Ascomycota; Leotiomycetes; Helotiales; Helotiaceae
Exons: 2
Coding region: 1-747 (248 amino acids)
Source: RefSeq, a predicted model, not a curated record
AUGGUCGGACACCUAGCAAACCGCGCCCAGUUCGGCCUCAUCCUCCCCUCCACAAACACCUCCGUAGAAGCAGAAUUCAACCGCAUGCUCGUCCCAGGCGUCUCCUGGCACAGCGGCCGCAUCUUCGCCGCCAACCCCGACCUCUCAAGCAACGAAUCCAUGGUCGCCUUCCUCGAAGAGCUCCGCGUCGAGAUAAAACGCGCCGUUCAAUCGGUGCUACACGCCAAAAUCGACUACCUAGUAAUGGGCAUGUCCGCCGAAACCUUCUGGGGCGGCAAAAACGGCGCCGAAGAGUUCGUACGCUUCAUGGGCGAUUUGUCUGGCGGACUCGGUAUCACGACCGGGGCGGCGGCGUGCGGGAAGGUGAUUGAGACGUAUGGGGUUAAGAGGAUUGGGAUAAUCACGCCGUAUCAGGAGGUGGGCGAUCAGCAGGUUGUGGAUUUCUUUACGGAGAUUGGGUGUGAAGUAAAAGCGAUUUAUGGGAUGAGAUGUGCGACUGCGACGUCAAUUUCGGAGGUGGGCAAGGAGGAGGUGAAGGAGGCGUUUAGACGGGUUGAUGGGCCCGAGGUGGAGUUGUUGAUUCAGGCUGGCACGAAUCUGUUGGCGGGGGAGGCGGCGGCGGAGAUGGAGGUUGAGCUUGGGAAGCCGGUUGUGGCGAUUAAUGUUGCGACGGUGUGGCAUGCUUAUAGGAGUAAUGGGAUUAUGGACCAGAUUAAGGGGUGGGGGAGCCUUUUGGAGAAGUAUUAG